AUGCAGUUUUUGUCGUCUACAAUCCCAACUUCGACUACCGUCGUUUAUCAAAAUUAUGACAACGUCCACCGUGUAGUUCAAGUUGUUGAUCGAUUUGAUGUUGUCGACACGAUUUGUUCUGCCCCUCCAGGAACUCAUAUUAGUUUCAAUCUAUCAGCAGCUAUCGGCGACAAACUGUACAUCAAGUUCAAUACGAAGGAAUAUUUUGUCGAGCACUGGGUGAAUUCGAAGGAGGUUUUUAAUUCACAAGCUCCGGAUAGCAACUUUUAUGAUAACGACUGCAUCGUGUCUAUUGACAACGAUUUGCUCUUCCGAACCGCUUCCCACUUGGCAACAGUUGGCGAAUACCUGACGAUCCACGUUAUGACUAACGGAAAGGUGGAAUUUUCAACAACCAAGACAAACAGCAGCAAGAAGAGGGUCACUUGGUUUGAUGAUGACGCGAAAAAAAGAGCAAACAAACACAUCAAGAUAGGCUCCGAGGAACUUCGAAAUCUUCUCACUAAGAAGAAAGCAUCGGCUCCAAUCGCAGUGGACUCUGAUGUUCCACCUCCACCGAAAACAUCGACCCAUUUGGCCAGUCGAGCAAUUGGUAAAAAGUGCACUCAUUCCACCUGGGACAUAAAUGAAGUAGGAAGAAUGGACAUCAAUGGUGGAGUUCGAGCCAAGAAGAAAGCAGCUGGAACUAAUGACGAUCCAUAUGCGUUUGGCAGUGCUGACCUAGAUGUAAGUCAGUCUGUCUUCCGCCCUUAUCGGGGAAAUUCGGGAAAUUUUUGCGACCGUGACAAUUUCUCGGAGACAAUUACAAUUUACGACUCGCAAGAACGACCAGUGGACGCCACCGAAACAAUAGAUUUAACGAAGGACAGUGUUGAGGAAAGAGUUGCGUCAACAGGAUCACUCAGAAUUACCAUCAACGUGAGUGCGAAAAAGUACGAACGAGAUAACAAGGAACUCACCGUGAACGUCGACCUCGAUGAAGCUACAGCAUACCUUAUUGACGCGAAUAGGCUGAGAAAAAUGGCCUUUGCCAUCGAGUCGGAUUUUGGCUACUGCAACUUGAUGGUAACUUCCAAAGAAUUGCAUAUUCACAGAAUCGGAACGCGAUCAGGAAACAAGAUGACAAUACUGACAAUCAAUCGAGAAGCAUUUCACGAAUACGAAUGCCAAAUAGAAAAAAAAUGGGCAGUAUCAACGAACAUGUUAAAACAAGUUCUAUCCGGGGGGGACAUUUACCACGAUGUGCUUAUCAGCAUAGAUUACGACCAAGAUGGACCAUUUUUACAGACGGAAUACAUUGCCAGGAUGAACAACCCAAGAAUCCAGGAGCCAAGCGAAUGGAUGAAGUUAGCUCUGGGCUUUAAAUCGAAGCGGCGAAUUCAUCUGUCGUACGAAUUGCAACACAUUCCAGAAACCGUGCCCGAACCCGAGUACAAGUAA
This is a messenger RNA of Oikopleura dioica, 1440 nucleotides long. The record is from the annotation of a GenBank genome assembly. NCBI's taxonomy places the organism in Eukaryota, Metazoa, Chordata, Appendicularia, Copelata, Oikopleuridae.